Cercopithifilaria johnstoni is the source of this 429-nucleotide messenger RNA. The record is from the annotation of a GenBank genome assembly. NCBI's taxonomy places the organism in Eukaryota, Metazoa, Nematoda, Chromadorea, Rhabditida, Onchocercidae.
AUGAACUUCUUUCGUGAUAUACCGCUCAGUUCUAUUAUUCUCAACAAUCUAAACCCGGUCCUAUUCCAAGAAAUCAAGUCACGUCAGGCAGAAUUCAUGAAAGCAUUCAAUUCAGGCGAUGCAGCUGGUGCUGCUGCAUUGUAUGAUCCGGAAGGUUAUUUCAUGCCCAAUGGCAUUGAUCCGGUUAAAGGACGAGCAGGGAUUGAGUCGUACUUUAAACAGGAUAUGUCGGAAGGUGUUAAAAGUUGCCAGAUAAUAACAGAAGAAGUAAAUGGUAGUGGUGAUUGGGCAUUCGAACGUGGCAGUUAUCAUCUAAGUGGUACACGUGGGCCAGAAUCCGGUGCCUACUUGCAAAUCUGGAAGAAAGUGAACGGAAAAUGGCUUAUUCAUAAUGACUGCUUUAAUGUCAUUAAACCGGCAAAAAAAUAA